AUGCCCGCCAACACCACCACCAGCCAAGAAGGCCCGGCCGUUGUCUGGAACGGUGGUGUUCACAUCACCGUAAACGCCGCCGCCCCUCCUCGCUCCACCUCGGCGGGCGGGGACCCCCCGCGCGCCAAGCCCAAGCCCGCCAACAAGCCGCGUCGGCGGAAGCGCCCUGAUAAGGGCAAAAAAAAGGCCGCAAUGGCCAAAAAAAGAGAGGAGGAGGAGAAGAAGAAGGAAGAGGAGGAGGCCGAGAAGGGUGCUGAGAAGCAGGGGGAGGCCGAGGGCGACAAGCCCAGCUCUGAGUGA
This is a messenger RNA of Aspergillus udagawae, 300 nucleotides long. RefSeq lists its product as uncharacterized. NCBI's taxonomy places the organism in Eukaryota, Fungi, Ascomycota, Eurotiomycetes, Eurotiales, Aspergillaceae. Bases 1 to 300 code for a protein of 99 amino acids. The record is from RefSeq and is a predicted model, not a curated record. The transcript has a single exon.